AUGGAGAAGAGAAAUGUGACUUCAGACUUCAUUCUCCUAGGACUCUUUAAAGAUACAAGACCUCAUCUCUUCCUAUUUGUGUUGGUGAUGACAAUGACCACUGCUUCCUUGACAGGGAAUGCCCUCACAAUUCUUCUGAUACACCAGGACUCCAGGCUCCACACACCCAUGUACUUCCUACUGAGUCAACUCUCCCUCAUGGAUUUGAUCCUGGUUUCCAACGUUGUUCCCAAAAUGGCUGCUAACUAUGUGUCAGGCAUGAAAUCUAUCUCCCCUGCAGGUUGUGGGUUGCAAAUCUUUGUCUCGGUCACACUGGGUGGUGGAGAGUGUUUUCUUUUAGCUUCCAUGUCCUAUGAUCGCUAUGUGGCUAUCUGUCACCCACUGCGAUACUCUGUCCUCAUGAAUUGGCGAUUAUGUUGGCAAAUGACUUUGGGUUCUUGGUUUCUGGGAGCAGCUGAUGGGCUGAUGCAGGCUGCAGCAACCCUCAGCUUCCCAUAUUGCAGUGCACGUGAAAUUGACCACUUCUUCUGUGAGGGCCCCAUGCUGGUGCGUUUGGCUUGCACUGAUACAUCUGUGUAUGAGAAUGUGAUGUAUAUCUGCUGUGUAUUGAUGCUCCUGAUCCCAUUUUGCCUCAUCCUCAUCUCCUAUAGUCUCAUCCUCUCUGCUGUUGUCCAGAUGCGUUCUACAGAAGCUCGGAAGAAGGCUUUUGCCACCUGCUCCUCACAUUUGACAGUGGUGGGUCUCUUUUAUGGAGCUGCCAUUUUUACCUACAUGAGACCCAAAUCCUACAGGUCAGCGAAUCAUGAUAAGAUUGUGUCAGCAUUCUACACCAUCUUCACCCCUCUGCUGAACCCUCUCAUCUAUAGUCUGAGGAACAAUGAGGUCAAGGGAGCCUUCACAAAGUGGUUGGGGAAAUGCAGAAUCUUAAAAUGCUAGAAAACAUAAUUAGACUUUUUAAAUUUACUGAGUAUCAACUGACUCCAAGUUCCUGAAGUCACUUACUUUUUUUUUUAUCAGAUUACAGUUAGUUCUCCUUUAGUAAUGUAUGAAGAGAAAGUUAAUUUUUUUUUUCUAAAUUGAUUUCAGAGAGAAAGAGAGAGAGAGAUGAGAGGGAUAAAGGAAACUAGAAACUCAGGCAUGAAAGGCAUGCUGAGCUUUAUCCCUGGCUAGCUUUGAUAAUUAUUGUUCAACCUAUUAAGACUUUUCUGUGUCUAGCUUGAUGAGAGAAGGAUGCUAUUACUUGAGCUUCUCAAGUGUUUUCUCUACUUCAUGU
Erinaceus europaeus (western European hedgehog) is the source of this 1273-nucleotide messenger RNA. RefSeq names its product olfactory receptor 2T33-like. Gene Ontology annotation, cellular component: membrane. The coding region runs from base 1 to 936 and encodes 311 amino acids. The transcript has a single exon. The record is from RefSeq and is a predicted model, not a curated record. Gene Ontology annotation, molecular function: olfactory receptor activity; G protein-coupled receptor activity. Lineage: Eukaryota; Metazoa; Chordata; Mammalia; Eulipotyphla; Erinaceidae. Gene Ontology annotation, biological process: G protein-coupled receptor signaling pathway.